AUGUCUUGGCUCGCCGGGAUCUCCAUUGAAAGUUCUGAAAAUGAUAACCUCGGCGUCGACUGGGUCUUACAAUAUGAAUUCGGCGACAUAGACCAAUCCCAUGCCAUCGCAGAGUUUCGUACUCUCAUGGCCGAUCUGACCGAAGCUGGUCUUCGUGUUCAGGUCCGUCAUGGUCAUGGAAAAGCCCUCCUCGUCUGUCUUCGUGUCCCGAGGGACCAUCUUGGCAAAAUGAUUCAGAAGUCAAGAGUAAAGGAUUGGAUGUACGCCAUCACCCAUACCCUCCCAUCAGCCACCGACAUUUCCGCAGCCGCCGAAACCCCCGCCGAGGAAAUCCGCUCCAUAUACCACGCCGUCACCUGGUCGAAAGAACUCGGCGGCGCUGGAAUAACACCUGAAUUUGGCAAAUGGGAGCGCAUCACCGCUUCAUUCCCGCUACAUGAUAAAGAUGCCUGCACAGAGUUGUUGAGGGCGUGGAGUAGGAAGACCGUCCUCACCAUCCGGGAUCUCGAUACCAUUCGCGCGCUCUUUGGCGAGAAAGUUGCUUUUUAUUUCGCAUUUAUCCAGUGCUAUUCCAUUGCUUUGGUUAUACCUGCCGCGCUGGGCAUCGUGGGCUGGCUUUAUUUCGGGCCUUAUUCGAUUAUAUAUGGGUCUACGCUAUGUGUGUGGUGUAUCUGUUUUGUCGAGUAUUGGAAGGUCCGCGAAUUCGACCUUGCGCAUCGGUGGGGUGUGCGUGGUGUGGGUGCUCUCAAGGUCAAUCGCCCGCAGUAUAAAUGGGAGAAGGAGGUCAAGGAUCCGAUUACUGGCCAAGUGACGCAUGUCUUUCCUGGAUGGAAGCAGUUUCUGCGACAACUUUUACUCAUCCCGUUUGCUUCGGUCGCGGCAUUUGCGCUGGGAAGCUUGAUCAUCGUGACCUUUGCUUCGGAGGUAUUUAUCUCCGAGGUUUAUGAUGGGAAAUUCCAAGGUUUUCUGGAAUUUGCGCCUACAAUUAUUUUCUCGCUAUCGCUGCCAUUUAUCACAUCGCUGCUAACGCGCAUCGCGACCCGCUUGACGGAGUACGAGAACUAUCGCACGAGAGAUCUUUAUGAUCUGGCCCAGACGCAGAAGACCUUCGUCAUGAACUUUAUCACUUCUUUCCUGCCGACCAUCUUGACGGCCUACGUCUAUGUUCCCUUCGGCAAGACAAUUGUCCCGCAGCUGGAUAUUAUCAAGCGAGCGGGUUUGAAUAUCGAGAUGGCGCACAAGGACUUUCAGGUCGACGCGUCUCGCUUCCAGCAAGAGGUCAUCUACCUAUCCAUGACAGCGCAGAUCUUCAGCUUCUGCGAGGAGAUCAUCCUCCCCUACGUCAAGCAAAAGCUAUACCAAAAGUGGCGCAAUUACCAAGAUCGCAAGGCCGGAUUGACUCGCCAGCGCAGUUUCUCCAAAGCCACAGAUCUUCUCCUCCUGGAUCCGCCCGGUGAAACUCCAUUUUUGCAACGCCUCCGUGAAGAAGCCGACUCGGACGGCUACGAGGUUGAAGAGGACAUCCUGGAGAUGUGCGUGCAAUUCGGAUAUCUCGCCCUGUUCGGCGUGGCCUGGCCACUCGUUCCACUCGGUUUCUUGCUAAACAAUUGGCUCGAGCUACGUGGUGACUUUUUCAAACUCGCUCGCGAAAAUCAACGUCCACCGCCUAUCCGUGCAGACUCAAUCGGUCCUUGUUUGCUGGGACUGGAUUUCCUGGCUUGGAUGGGAACGCUCUCCACCGCUGCUAUUGUCCACAUCUACCGCGGUAAUAUGGAAGAGGUACACCUCUCCUCCCUUCUUCUUACCGUCUUCAUCGCCGAACAGGCCUACCUAGCCAUCCGCUUCACCGCUGCUACAGCCAUGCAGAAGAUCUUCGCGGAAACUUUGUACCAAGAAGAAACCUGCCGCCAUGCCGUGCGGAAAAAUUUCUUCGAAAUGAGUAUGGGCAUUGCGUCGGGUCGGGCUGGAUCACCGGGUAAUUCGCCCGGUCGUGUGCGACAACGUGUUCGUUUCCAUGAGCGGGUCAAUGUGUACGAGUCUGGGACUGAUACGACGCAAUCGGAUGGGUCUCCAUCUCCGACGAUGGAGAAGGUUCAGGAUGAUGUUCUCAAGGGGUCGGAUCGGGAGGCGGCGUUCUGGAAUGCCCACUCUUACGAUACGGCCGAUGCCGGGGUGAAACUUAUACGGGCGCUGAGUGAGAGUCCGAUCGAGGAGAAGAGUGCUAAGAGAGCUUAG
Molecule: messenger RNA, 2235 nt
Organism: Penicillium waksmanii
Lineage: Eukaryota; Fungi; Ascomycota; Eurotiomycetes; Eurotiales; Aspergillaceae
Product: anoctamin family protein
Exons: 3
Coding region: 1-2235 (744 amino acids)
Biological process (GO): chloride transmembrane transport
Cellular component (GO): cortical endoplasmic reticulum
Molecular function (GO): chloride channel activity
Source: RefSeq, a predicted model, not a curated record